UUCAUAGUGCUGCCCAACUCAACUCAAUAUAAAAUGCUGGAACUUACGUAUUCCACCUGGUGUCUAACAUCGCUUCCGAUAAAAAAAAAAAAUGAGCUCACGUUAGGUUAGUUCUGUCGCGGAGCCAUGCAGGUAGGAUGAGCCGAGCUGUGCAGGAGUGACGUGUGUUGUCAGUGUCAGAUCAGAGAAUCUACGCGGGUUCAUCGCGUGGCCACAUGUAGUCUAGUGUAACAAUGUUACACAAAUGGCGUGUCUGCUUCGCUACACAUCGCCGUCCUCAGCAGGGUUGGGCCAUUUCUAUGCUUAAAAGGCUUACUGUGUGGCAACGUCUUGGUGUAGGAGCAUAAUCCUGGUCUCAAAUAACAGGAAAAGACCAGGGGAAGACUCCCAGCAGUGCGGAGCCAGUGGUGGAGAACGACUCUGACAACAAGAGAGCCCUGUUUUUGGGAAGUGCGGUGUCACAGGCCAAAAAAUUGAAGCCAGGUGCGUCACCAAGGAACAUUGCAGUUAGCAACUCAACCCUGACUGAGUCUCCAUCAUCCACCCCUGGCUUCGACAUCGAUAUGGAAGAGAUGCCGACCACCUCCACGCCUCAGAGUGUCCCGCGGAGUCAGGUAAUGUAAAAUGGUCAAACUAUCUAAAACAUCAUUUGACUUAGUUGUUGCUUGUUUUGUGUAACUACGGUAAACAUACUACGUAGAAAGAAGUUAUUUAUCAUGUUAUUAUGAACACGAGCAAAGCAAGCUAACGUUAGCUCAUCCUGUGCAGCUGUCACAGGAGCUUGUGACAUAGCUAACCUAAGCUAGGUAGCACUAGUCUAGGUACCGCGAUGACUGGGUACAGAGGGCAUAACACUGAGAGGAUAAGAAAAUGUUGAAGAUGGACAUUAAGAGCAAAAAAUCCAUAAAGGCAUGAAGCUUGGUUGACUGCCUCUAUGUAGAUGGGUCAGUGGCUACUGGCUAAUAUGGAUACCAAAAGUUGUUAAAAGAUUGGCUCAUCAUUGCAAUGACAUUAUUAAUUCAUACCAAAUGCAAAACACAACUAUACUUAAUUCAGUACAUUUACACUAAUCAUGUGUCAUGGAAUAAAAGGACAAUGAUUUAAAGGCAUACUAUGCAACAUUUUUCAGUUAAUGUGUUCCAUACCGUUUUGGAUGAUUAAAUGAGUCAUUUCAGGUCGAACAAAGGUUUUCUCGGCCGCCCUGGUGGUCUGUAGGGGAAAUACCGUACUUGCAAUUGCAGGAGCCCUCGGCUCGCACCCACAGGCUCAGAAGUAUUGUGCAUCGCGAGAGUCGGUCUUGCUUUACGGCGAGAACUGCUACACGCCCCCAGUGAAAGGCAUGCUCGUUGCUAGCGCAAUGGCGAUAUUUGUGCAGUUAUCAUGGCGGAACCAGCAAGAAAACAGCGAAAGCCCAUGUCGGAGCAGGCAAGAAAGAGGAAAAGGGCUCUGUACAGAGAGAGGAGUCGUACACGGGUGAACAUCGGGCAAGCUUUUUCCGAAUGGCGAGAGCUAAAAGAAAAAGAAGGCUGCAAGGCUGACGCGGACCUCGCGUUUCUGCUGAUGCGAUUGUAAGUAACAUUGGAAUGGUUUCUCUCUCUGUGCAUGUUCAUACUUUCACUGUGUUAGUCAUUGUUUGUACUGCCGUUUUUUCGACUUUUGUAUGAUUGUGGUCUGUUGCUGAGUAGCUAAGUAGCUAGCGGGAUGUUCGUUUUAUUAGUUAGCAAGUUAGUUAGCUUGCUGCCUAAACAUUGUUGUUGUGGUAGGUGAUGACUGCAUCGCUUGCUAUUUGGCAAACUUGCUUCACAUGUGAAGUAUCUCAAGACUGUGUAUUUACUUUACUAAAUUCCUUAUUUUGCGCAGAUUGGGUUUGAAUCGCGUUUUGCAAUGAGCUGCAUAAAUCUGAAACCAGUACAAAAUGUAGUCGUGUUUGUUAGCCAUAAAUCUCACGAAGCUAGUAACGCCCAGACUCUCCAGACAAAGAAGAUGCCAAUGACCUGCAGAACACUGUCAUUGAGAUGGAUGACCUUUGGGCCGAUCCAAGUGAAAUGGGCUUGGAAAACGGAGACAGCUCAGAUGAGGAUUUUGUCCCUUCUCUUCACCUACGAAUGGUUGGGGGUGAAACAAAUGGCUAAUAUAAGCGUGGAUGAAGUAGUGUAUGACUUCGACACACCGGAUCCUCCUGGCCAAGACUCUGAAUCCACCACAGAUCCACACAGAGUAUCUUCUGAAGAUGACCUGGUUGGCAAAACUGCAAACAUUACCUUCAAUGAGAAUCUUCUGACUCUGGCCAGGCACUUGAGACCGCCACAGCAACAGUGCAGUUAUGUUGCCAGAGUGCUUGGGGUAGCAUGCCUGGGUUCCCCACCAUUUCAAGUGACUUUGAAACCUCGGGGGACUGGAGUAAUUUCGGAAUGGUUAAGCCCCUUCGGACACUCCUUGUGGAAGUGGAAUUCUCAGCCGACCCUGAGGUUUGGUAUGCAGGGUGGUGACUUCAUGCUGUCUGCCAACAUUCUCCUGUCUGGCAACAACUACAGGAAAGUAGCCUUGCUGUUCAAGUUUAUGGCGAUGGGGAUGGUCUCAGGAUACAAGAUGCCUACUGCAUCGAGCCAGUGCAGGAGUACUGGGACAAAACCAGGGCAGAAGUCUUGGAAAGUCUUCGACAAAAGAACCGCGUUGUUGUCCUAGGUGAUGGCAGAAUGGAGAUUGCUUGGCUCUGUAUGCAGUGUAUGUAAUUUUCCUUUUUUGCAGAUGAUGUGGGUUGGCGUGCUGCACCACGUACGGGAUGAGCACUCUUGGGCAACUGGGUGCUGUCAGCACGAGCCACUGGAGGAAGGCAGCCAGGAGAAGCAAUGGAUCAAACAAGGUUCUGCCGCUCACAAGGCAUUGGCUGGAGUUGUGCUCGACAAAACCAGGGCAGAAGUCUUGGAAAGUCUUUGACAAAAGAACCGCGUUGUUGUCCUAGGUGAUGGCAGAAUGGACUCCCCUGGUCAUUGUGCACAGUUUUGCACAUACACCACCAUAGAGCAAGACUCCAGAGACAUUGUCCACAUCGUCUCUGUUGAUAAGCGAGAAACCAACAGGAAGUCGGUCAUCAUGGAGAAGGAGUGCUUUAUUCGUACAAUGGAAGCUCUCCUUCCAGAGCUUGCCAUCAAAGAAGUUGUCACUGAUGCCCACCCACAGAUCAGUGCAUUGUUGAAUCCAGAGCGUGGUAAAUACAAAGCAUGGGGGAUCCAGCACUCACUGGAUAUAUGGCAUGCAGCUAAAAGUCUAAGCAAGAAGCUUCGACGGAUGAUGUGGGUUGGCGUGCUGCACCACGUACGGGAUGAGCACUCUUGGGCAACUGGGUGCUGUCAGCACGAGCCACUGGAGGAAGGCAGCCAGGAGAAGCAAUGGAUCAAACAAGGUUCUGCCGCUCACAAGGCAUUGGCUGGAGUUGUGCUCGACAAGCGAUGGUUGGGCCUGGUGAAAAAGUUCUUGAACUUCAGGACCACAUCUGAUUUGGGGUCCUUCCAAAAUCACAUCCUCAUGUACUCAUCAAAGCGGCACGCCUACACACCAUUUGUCUACAAGACAAGGACACUACUGGCUGCCAUUGACUACAACAAGCACAAUCGGCGCCUUCCUGCACGCAAACGGGAUGGUCAAAAAAUCUACAGACGCUCAUACAACAAGAAGUCAAAGAGCGUCUACACCAUGAAGGAAAAGAAGCAGUACAGCUACAUUCCUGACCUUCAGAGGGCAAUUCUGGCAAGGAGGCUGGGAAGUGGCAAAGGCCUUCCCUGCAAGCAGCCUUGGUUUGCUCGCACCGGAACAGCCACCACCUACAGCUGAACUUGUAAGCAUACAUGUGUCCCGUGGGGACUUGGGCCACAGAGACACAGAGGACCUAGAGGACUGAGCAGAUGGAUGUUUACGAUACAAAGUAUUUGAAUUCUGUAAAUAGGAAGUUAGGAGGCACUUUUCUCUUCUGGUGAAACAUGUACAGAUCUUUAUUUGUAAAUAAACUUUGAAAACAA
Molecule: messenger RNA, 4016 nt
Organism: Alosa sapidissima (American shad)
Lineage: Eukaryota; Metazoa; Chordata; Actinopteri; Clupeiformes; Clupeidae
Exons: 15
Coding region: 2974-3831 (285 amino acids)
Source: RefSeq, a predicted model, not a curated record